UCUCUUCUUGUACCAUCAUAUCAGCCCCUAGUAAAAUUAGGGUCUCCACGGUAGUUUUACCCAUUUAAAUAUUUUCACUUUCCCAUGAAUCAUUUCACUUACCAGAACCUCUCUCCUUCCACGCGCAAGAAAUCGCAUCCAAACCCUUAAAGAAAUCCGCCGCCGCUGUUUAACACCGUAAUCGGUACCAUUCAAGCCUUUCUCAAACUCAAACUAAGCCAUUCAUUCUCUAUUUUCUAAAUAUACAAAGAAAAUCACUAAAAACAGUUCUCACCACAGACAAAGCAAACUAGAAUAACUCUAUAAUACCUUGCUCCGUCACCGAACACCGCCUUCGCCUGCCGUCCAAUCAGCCACCGGUUUUGACUCGCGGCUUGUCCUCGACUUUGAUGGCUUCCCCACUAUCCGGAUUUUGACUAGUGCUUUGGUUUCAAAGAUCUGUAAGGGAUGGCUCCUCCUUUUAAUUGCUUCUCCGGUUUCUUUCUUUCUUUGUUUGCUGACUUUUGGUUUGGUUAUGGGUGUUGAUUUAGGGGAUCGGUUAGGAGGUAGUGUGGUAGGGAUUAGAAAUGGUGAUAGUGUACGUGUGCGGUGAUAUGGUUGUGACAGGCUUGAGUGGGGGUUUGCUGGGUUAUUCAGGGUUUAGGGAUGGUGCUAAUAGUAGUUUAGGUGAUGCAUGUUGAACAGUGAGUGAAGGUUGUUGGGUUAAUGGCUGGAGUUUGGGGUCAAUAGAGCACAUGUUUCGUGUGAGACUAUGGUUGUGAAGGAUGGUGUUUACUGGUGGACUCGAUAAGGCUUGGUUAGUAGGGGUUUAAGAGAGGGCCAUUUGGUGGCCGCAAUGGGGCUAAGGAUGAUAGUCAGAGAGGGAGUAGGGAUGGUGGGAGCCGAGAGGAGAGAGUUGUUGGGUUGGCGCAGCUUUGUUUCCUUGUACUCUCUCUCUCUUACUAACCUCCUUUAUGCCUUUUUCAGGUGCUGUUUUAAUUAUUGGCUGAGAUAAACAAACCCUAGACUGGUUGAAUCAGCUAAGCCAACCGGAAGCCGAGAUGUCGUCGACUCUACUCGAGGUGACUCGGGCUGCUCAUGAAGAUGUGGAACAGCUUGAGCGGCUUAUAGUGAAGGACCUGCAAAAUGAUCCGCCUACUGCCAAAGAUAGAUUGUAUCAGAGCCACCGCGUCCGCAAUAAUAUUGACACCAUCAUCUCCACCACUGAGAAGCUAAUUGAGAUAUACGAAGAUAAAGACAAUGCUAGGAAAGAUGAAAUUGCUGCUCUUGGAGGUCAAACGGCUACUGGAAUUAAUGUCUUUAGUGCAUUUUAUGAUAGAUUGAAGGAGAUUCGUGAGUACCAUAGAAAGCACCCGGCUGCUCGACUUGUCAAUGCUAAUGAAGAUGAUGAGGCUUUACUCAAGGAAGAACCAGUUAUUGAGUUCAGUGGCGAGGAAGCCUUUGGUCGGUACCUGGACCUGCACGAAUUGUUCAAUCAGUACAUUAAUUCUAAAUUUGGAUCCAAAAUUGAAUACUCAGCUUACCUCGACGUCUUUUCACAGCCGCACAAUAUCCCUUGGAAAUUGAAGUCAACACGGCAAUACAGGGAGUACAUGGAAAAUUUGCUGGAGUAUCUUAUUUACUUCUUUCAGAGGACUGAACCACUGCAAGAUCUUGACAGAAUCUUUUCCAAGGUUGAGGCUGAGUUUGAGGAGCAGUGGGCUAAUGGCCAGGUACAAGGAUGGGAAAAGCAAGGUCAAGAAAAUGAAGAUGAUCCUGCGCAACAUACCAUGAUUGAUCUUGAUUAUUACAGUACAGUUGAAGAGCUUAUGGAAGUGGGUCCAGAAAAGUUAAAGGAGGCUUUGGCAUCAUUAGGACUAAAAACUGGUGGUACUGUCCAGCAGCGUGCAGAGAGGCUUUUCCUAACCAAGCACACACCUCUGGAAAAGCUGGACAAAAAGCAUUUUGCAAAAGGCUCACUCGGACCUCGACAAAAUGGGUCUACUGCAGUUUCACAAGACAUUAACAGUCUGAAACAUAUUGCAUUGAUGGAGGCCAAGAUGAAGAAACUCGCUGAUUUACUGAGUAAGACAAUUGAACAAACAAAAGAAAAUGUGGUAAAGAAGCAAGCAUUGACGUAUGAGGAAAUGGAACAAGAACGUGAGGAGGAAGAGACACAAGUUGACACGGAAAGUGAUGAUGAAGAUCAACAGAUCUAUAAUCCUCUUAAAUUGCCAAUGGGUUGGGAUGGCAAGCCUAUACCUUACUGGCUUUACAAACUUCAUGGUCUUGGUCAGGAGUUUAAGUGUGAGAUUUGUGGGAACUACAGCUACUGGGGCCGUCGGGCUUUUGAGAGGCAUUUCAAAGAAUGGCGGCAUCAGCAUGGCAUGCGAUGCCUUGGUAUUCCGAACACCAAGAACUUUAAUGAAAUCACCAAUAUUCAGGAAGCACAAGAAUUGUGGGAGAAGAUACGAGAACGGCAAGGAGUGAACAAGUGGCGUCCAGAUCUUGAAGAAGAAUACGAAGAUAAAGAGGGCAACAUUUAUAACAAGAAGACGUAUACCGAUCUGCAGCGGCAGGGACUGAUUUAAAGACGCUUGUGUUGAGAGUUAGAUGUUUCCCAUGCCUCGGGACAUGGUUCUUAAUUUUGUUACCUGUCAACCUUGAUCAUGUAUGUAUGAUUAAUGCUUUUGUGGCAACCCUGAGGGAUAGAGGUUAGAAGAGUUUGUAAGACAGUUGUCUGAAUUUGUAGCUCAACAAAACUAAUUACUUAGUUCAAAGUAACAGUUAAACCCUGGAAAA
This is a messenger RNA of Gossypium arboreum, 2781 nucleotides long. Its product is annotated as splicing factor SF3a60 homolog. Gene Ontology annotation, cellular component: nucleus; spliceosomal complex. Bases 1041 to 2570 code for a protein of 509 amino acids. Gene Ontology annotation, biological process: mRNA splicing, via spliceosome. NCBI's taxonomy places the organism in Eukaryota, Viridiplantae, Streptophyta, Magnoliopsida, Malvales, Malvaceae. The record is from RefSeq and is a predicted model, not a curated record. The transcript is spliced from 12 exons. Gene Ontology annotation, molecular function: zinc ion binding; RNA binding.